This is a messenger RNA of Alexandromys fortis (reed vole), 636 nucleotides long. Its product is annotated as oocyte-expressed protein homolog. Gene Ontology annotation, biological process: establishment or maintenance of apical/basal cell polarity; embryonic pattern specification. Gene Ontology annotation, molecular function: RNA binding. Gene Ontology annotation, cellular component: protein-containing complex. The record is from RefSeq and is a predicted model, not a curated record. The transcript has 3 exons. Lineage: Eukaryota; Metazoa; Chordata; Mammalia; Rodentia; Cricetidae. The coding region runs from base 45 to 395 and encodes 116 amino acids.
UGGAGUCCCACGUUAGUGACGCCCACCACGAGCCGAAAAGACCGAUGGAGGACCCUUCCUCCCAGAAGCUUCGCGCUCCACCUGUGUCCUGGCGGCCUCAGGACGAAAUCUGUGAGCCUGUCGUGCUCCACAUGGAGACCUGGGUGGCCGAAAGGGUUUUUGGCCGAAUGCAACCCUCGGUCCCAUCCGAGUGGUACGAUGGCUCGAUUUGGAUGUCCGUGGACACCGGCGGCUCUGGGAACGUGGCUGCAAUCACCAUAUAUGGAGAACCCUUUCUACAGCAUCGAAUAAAAAAUGUGAUCUUGCACUUGGAAGCAAGGCAUAAAAAUGAAGACUUCAAAAGAGCAUGGACAAUGAAAGAACUUGAGAAAUUCUUGAGGGAUCAUUCCCCGUAGGCAAACGGCCCAGCAAGAGGCACUUGCUGACUGAGAGGCAGACCAGCUUUCCGCCCGCCUGUGGAGGUGAAGAGAGACAGUUCCUUAAAAUCUCCCCAUUUGUUUCCUUUCCUGCCUUUGUGGAUGGAUACCUGUUUGUUUUCAUUUCUCCAAGUAGCAAUUUGUAGAACUGUUCAAAUAUAGAAAUGACUUUUUUGGCCUGUUAUUUUUAUCACACACAAUAAAGCAAACUUAAACAUCA